AUCUAAACCACUAUGUUGCUCCAGCUCAGGUUCAAACAUAGCUUACCAUGCAUCCUUCUGGGACUUCUGGGUGCUGAGCAGGCUGCCGCGGUGGGAACAUUCAAGGUGCCUUUCAAGUCAAGCAUAGUUCCCUCAAAGUUAGGCUCGGACGAUCCAUCUACCUCGACUCAGAAUCCUGGUCUAAAGGUUGUCACUUCUGUCCACGCCGGUGACGAUCAAACAUUCUCCGAUGUUUUGAUUGACACCGGAAGUGGUAUUCUUUGGGUCGGAGGGCAGGCGUCCGAAUCUUACACCCCAGGACCGUAUACUCGCCCCCUGAACACCUCUUUCAGCAUCGGAUAUGGUACAGGCGGUGCCUCCGGUACCGCAUACCUCGAUCGCGUCACGGUUGGCGGAGCGACCGUCUCGUCCCAGAUCAUCGGUGCCGCUAACUUCACAGAGGGCUUCACACUUAUCGAGCCCAUCAACGGCAUCUUGGGGCUCUCCCCUCCCGGCUCGAACAAGGGCGAAGUGAUAGGUUAUAACACAACGCCCACGUUUGUGGAGAACCUGUACUCUGAGGGCGUCAUCGAUAAUCCCAUCUGGGGCAUGUACGUGGCCCCGCUUGGCGAAGACGGCGUGGCGGAGGGUUCGGGCGAGAUAACAUUUGGCGGAGUGGACGAGAGUCGUAUCACUGGCGAGGUUGUUUGGCUAGACAACGUCCCCGACGACACGAAGUAUUAUAACUGCAACGCAUCCAGUCUUUACUGGAACAACGAGCUCCUCGCCCCCGGUCCUCUGUAUGCCCAAACAGAUGUCGGUGUACUGUUUUUGGAACUCCCUACUUACGCGUUCUUCAGCAUAUACGAUAGCAUACCCGGAGCCACUAUCGACAGCUAUUCUGCUCUCGAAGGCUCGCUGGUCCUCCCGAAUAACCUGACCCUUGACUCCCUUCCAGACCUCAUUAUCGGCGUCGCUAGUUUGAAUUUCACGUUCCCAGCGUCGAAAUACGCGGUGCCGAGGAACCUAUACAGCGCCCUAAACAUCACCGACGAUGCAAUACACACUUGGUUGGGUCCGAAUGGCAUUGGCUCGUUCGCAUUCGGUCAGAAGUUCCUGGAGAAUGCCUACACCGUAUAUGAUUGUACGUAUGCAAUACUCGAGAAGCUCACAUUUUCGCUCACGAGACUCUUGUCAACCAACUCCUCAGUCGAAAGCCGCAAGCUCGGGUUUGCCAACCUCGCAUAAACCGGCUAAACCUAUCGUGUACAUAACAAGAUGUCUAUUGUUUGGACAAGUCGUAAUGUGCUCGACACAUGCAUAAUAUACACUCCGCGGACAUAUCGUUCUACAAUGCUGUGACAAGUUUGUGUGUCUGAGUCGGAAUACGAUUGUACAGCGAAGGGGGCAUGUUCAAUCACUGCUUAGCCUUCUGCUGCAGUC
Molecule: messenger RNA, 1422 nt
Organism: Postia placenta MAD-698-R-SB12
Lineage: Eukaryota; Fungi; Basidiomycota; Agaricomycetes; Polyporales; Adustoporiaceae
Exons: 12
Coding region: 13-1227 (404 amino acids)
Biological process (GO): proteolysis
Molecular function (GO): aspartic-type endopeptidase activity
Source: RefSeq, a predicted model, not a curated record